AGUAAUUUACCAACAAAUCUGAGCAAUGUAUCAACACAUCUGAGUAAUUUAUCAACAAAUCUGAGAAUUUAUCAACACAUCUGAGGAAGGAAAUACAGAGAGUAAAGAAAUGGCUGCGGUCAGUGCAGGUCCACUAACAGAGGAACAGCUUGCAGCCAUCCAGGAUGAGCAAGUGCUGAAUGACAUGCUGGACAAGGCUACAGAUUUAGAGGAAAGAAGAAUGAUCCGUGCUGCCAUGAGAGAACUGCUGAAGAAAAAGCGGGAGCAGAGGGACCGAGAGCGUGCAGCACGGCAGGAGAACCUGCGCCAGCAGGGUGUGGGUGUGGGACCGAAACCAGCCAACGGCCCUAGCAGUGUUCAGCAGCACACACACAAAACAACUCAAGUGAAGUCUGCAAGUGCAGCGCCUGCAGGCUUUCUCCCUAAAACAUCAGGAAGUGUGACUUGUCCUCCAGCUGCUGGAGUCAGAGUAACCCGAAGCUCGGCACUCGGCGGCCCAAACACAAAAGACGUGAAACAGAUGCUGCUGGACUGGUGCAGAGCCAAGACCGAACCAUACGAGGGUGUGAAUAUCCAGAAUUUCUCCUCCAGUUGGGCUGACGGUCUUGCAUUCUGCGCGCUGGUGCACCGAUUUUUCCCUGAAGGUUUCGAGUACUGCACUCUGGACCCGUACGAUCGCAAAGCCAACUUUGAGAAAGCCUUCAGAACUGCAGAGACAUUGGGUGGCUGUCCUCGUCUGCUAGACGUUGAUGAUUUGCUGCGGAUGCGAGAGCCAGACUGGAAGUGUGUGUACACUUACAUCCAGGAGUUUUAUCGCUGUUUAGUGGAGAAAGGACUCGUCAAGACCAAAAAGAAGACCCCUUAAUGACACAGAUAUACACACAGCACUAAAGGUCAGAGUUUUUAUUGAAGGGAUGUGGCCGAGAUCCAGACCAGAGGAAAGACCAGCACACACACACACACACACACACACACACACACACACACACACACACACACACACACACAUGCUUACUCAGGAACAGAGACACGCCUCAUUCAGCAACAGAAUGCCAGCACCAAGUAAAUCAGUCACCAUCCUGCAGAUGCUGUAAAAACUGCAAAACUGCAUAUGACCACUAGGUGGCAAAGUUUAACCUUUGACUUUUUGCACCACGUUGAAGUGAGAAAUGCACUGUCACAGGUUCCCAUCUCUGGUCAUGCAGAACCCAUGGAGAUCCCUGCUCUAAUACACCCACUUCAGCUCACGAAGGGCUGUUAAUCAGCUGAUUAGUUGGAUCAGGUGAGUUGGGAGCAGGAAAACACUAAAAUGUGCAGGACAGGUGCUUCUCCAGGACCAGGGUUGAGAACCUGUGCACUAUGUUGUAACUUCUGCUGCCUUCAAAUCCUCCUGUGAAGUUUGUGUGUACAAGUGGGGAAGUCGUGAUUACCAUGUCGUGUGUGUUCAGAUGGUUGUGGUGGGGAAAGAAAUGGAGAGUGUGUGAAAAAGUCUUUUGUUUUUAUUUCUUUUUCUGUCAUCAAGGACAAAAUGUUUAUUUUACCUUCGGCAGCUGGGCCAUAGAAGGUUCACGCUGCACGCUACACGCGUGUAAAGAAAAGUGGACAAACGUAGCAUGACUUGCUCUGGGCCAUAGAACGGCGUUCACGUUGCACGCUGCACGCUGCACACUUCAUGCGUGAAGCGAGAAAUGAACAUGCACACUUUUUUCUAGGCGUGAAGAUGGAAAUUCCAGUCAAUGCAUGCGGUCACCGCCGCGCCAGCCAAUCAGAACGGGUCUAGGGAGAUAACUCUAUGCUUUCAGGGGAAAACUUCAGAAAAAAUAUAAUUGAAUGGUAUAAUUGAAAAAUAGUUCUUCAUCGGGAUUGUCAAGCAGAUUAUAGAAUGUUCGGUGAAAUUCACCACGGGUUUCUCUCAGAAGGAAGUGUUCUCGGCUCCAAAUUCUGUUCCUUUUUCUCUUCCUCUGUCUCAGUAAAAGCAGAAUGAGGCAAUCGUCGUCAUCCGAAGAGUCCAUAUUGUUGGUUACUCGAUCAAAGUAGAACAGACGCAACACGUGAACAUCCAAGCAUGAAGUUUAAUGGCCCAGGGUCCGGUUCUUCACGUGAACGUGUAGCGUGUAGCAUGCAGCAUGCAGCGUGAACCUUCUAUGGCCCAGCUGCCUUCCUGAACGAAAAUGAAGAGCUGAACAGUUAACACACAAAAUUAGCGCUUAAAUCGGACUGUGCGCUGUAAGCUCGGAGAAAUGCAAAUUCCCACAUUGUAAUUUCAGCAUUGUCGUGGCGUUCAAGUCUGCUCACCUUGUACCAUAUUUCUG
Messenger RNA from Neoarius graeffei (lesser salmon catfish), 2312 nucleotides. It is a transcript of the gene smtna, whose product is annotated as smoothelin a. Gene Ontology annotation, cellular component: microtubule organizing center; filamentous actin. The coding region runs from base 110 to 865 and encodes 251 amino acids. Gene Ontology annotation, molecular function: protein binding. Gene Ontology annotation, biological process: actin cytoskeleton organization. The record is from RefSeq and is a predicted model, not a curated record. The transcript is spliced from 12 exons. NCBI's taxonomy places the organism in Eukaryota, Metazoa, Chordata, Actinopteri, Siluriformes, Ariidae.